UUUGCUCAACACCUUCCUCUCUCCCUCUAUAAAUUGCAGGUUUCAGUGGAUACCUGGCUGAUCUGUUCUCUCUGUUGUUGGGGAAGAAAGAAGCGUAACAGACCAUGGCUCCUUGGCCUGAAGUGGACAAGCCUGAAGCCAAUAACUGCAUUGAUGAAUCCUCCAAGCAAACACAGCCUGUGACUGCAAAAGAUGGAGGCAAUGUGGUUUCGACAGGGAAUAUUCAGCCUGGAUAUUCUACAAUUGCCUUGAUAAAUCAGACAGGGACAGAAGAAGAUGAUGACCCUUGGACAGUGCCAGACCUUCCGGACACUGGGAUCAAGUGGUCAGAUCGGGAUAUGAAAGGAAAACUACUCUUUGUACUCCAAGGGUUAGGAAAGCUUGUUCUCAUGCUUGGAUUACUCUAUUUAUUUGUGUGCUCCUUGGAUGUUCUAAGCUCUGGCUUCCAAUUGGUAGGAGGUAAAGCAGCUGGGGACAUUUUUCGAGAUGAUUCUGUGCUGUCAAAUCCAGUGGCUGGACUAGUGAUUGGAGUUUUGGUGACAGUCAUGGUACAAAGCUCUAGCACCUCUUCAUCUAUUAUAGUCAGCAUGGUGUCUUCUUCAUUGUUGACUGUACAAGCUGCUAUUCCUAUCAUAAUGGGGGCAAAUAUUGGUACCUCAAUUACAAACACAAUUGUGGCACUUAUGCAAGCUGGAGAAAGGAAUGAAUUUAGAAGGGCCUUUGCUGGAGCUACAGUCCAUGAUUUCUUUAACUGGCUUGCAGUGUUUGUGCUGUUGCCUAUAGAAGUUGCUACUGGUUAUCUUUAUCAUCUAACUAAUGUUAUAGUUAAAUCCUUUAAUCUUGAGACGGGUGAAGAUGCCCCUCAGCUACUAAAAGUUAUCACAGAUCCUUUUACAAAGCUUAUCAUUGAGCUUGAUAAAUCUGUAAUAAAUGCAAUUGCUAUGAAUGAUGACUCAGCGAAAAAUAGAAGCCUGGUGAAGAUUUGGUGCCUAACUAACACCAGUGUGACAUUGCAGAAUGUCACAAUCCCACCCUCAGAAAACUGCACAUCUCCUGACCUUUGCUGGACUUCAGGCAACAUAACAUGGACCAUCAAAAAUAUAACUGAAGUAGACAAUAUUGCAAAAUGCAAGCAUAUCUUUGUGGAUGCAGAUCUUCCAGAUCUUGGUAUUGGUCUCAUUCUCCUUGCAUUUUCUUUGAUAACUCUCUGUGGGUGUUUGGUGAUGAUCGUUAAGCUACUGAAUUCUGUCCUUAAAGGACGAAUGGCCAGUAUCAUCAAGAAGACUAUCAAUACUGAUUUCCCAUAUCCUUUUACAUGGCUUGCUGGAUACCUGGCAAUGGUGGUUGGAGCUGGUAUGACCUUCAUUGUCCAAAGUAGUUCUGUUUUUACAUCUGCUAUUACACCACUGGUUGGUAUUGGCGUUAUAAGCAUUCAACGUGCUUAUCCUCUUACCUUAGGAUCUAACAUUGGUACAACUACAACAGCUAUACUUGCAGCUUUAGCGAGUCCAGGAAGUACAUUACAGUAUUCAUUACAGAUCGCCCUGUGCCACUUUUUUUUCAAUGUUUCUGGAAUUAUUCUUUUUUAUCCAAUACCUUACACCAGGCUCCCCAUCCACUUGGCCAAGGUGUUGGGGAACAUAACAGCCACAUACAGAUGGUUUUCAGGUUUUUAUCUCUUCAUCUGCUUCUUUUUAAUACCUGUGGGUGUGCUCUUCCUGUCAAUGGCUGGCUGGCAAGUCCUCUUGGGCGUUUGUGGUCCCAUACUACUUUUAUUUAUUGCAAUAGUGGUAAUUAAUGUUCUACAGUCUAAAAAGCCACAUAUACUGCCUGCAAAACUCCAGAACUGGGACUACCUUCCCUUGUGGAUGCGAUCCCUGCAGCCAUGGGAUGAUAUGAUAACGUCUUCGAUGACCUUCUGUAGAGAACGCUGCUGCUGCUACUGCAAGGCCUGCAAACGCAACAGGGAAGAAGCGGCUGUCAAAGACCGGCAGAUAAAGGCCCUGGAAGUUUAUGAAAACACCGUUGCAAUGGCAUGUGAUGAAAACCGUGUUCCAAAACCACAGCCUGCAGCUGGUUCACAACCUGCGAUGGGCUCUAACAACACAGCUUUAUAGUAGGAGAUCAACCUGCAUUAACAAAGACACAGUAUAGCACAAUCAGUCUCUUGAAAAUCAGUUUGGACAAUGCACUGAGGACUAAAUGAAAGUUUCCUUAGUUUUCUGAUUCCAGUGCUACACUACUCAUCAAGGAAUGGAGUAGAACAAAUUCUACAGGGUGCCCAGUAAGUCUCAGAUCAGGUAAAAAGCUGAGAAUAGAUCUGUGUCUGGAGGAUGUUCUAUAUGGUUAGUAGUACCAAACACAAGAAAUGUCGAUGCACUCCAACUUAACAGAGGAUGGCUGAAAUAAGUUCAGAGGCUUAUGAACUUAACAAAACAAUGUAAUGUGUUGAACAUUCUCCCUGAAUCAUACUGGUAUUAAACCAAACUCAUUCUAUGAUAUAAAAAAGGUUUUGUGAGAGAAAAAAACAAAUCAAAAGAAUGAAAAUGUUUUCACAUGUUCAUUUCCUUCAGUGUUAGAGAGCUUAGUUGCUAUAUUUUGUGAUGUCUAGCUAAAGGCCAAAAUGUAAGUAUUUUAAAUUGCUGGUGCAUUUGCCUUUGGAAGAUAUAAGUUGGUUGAAGAUCGGCUGUCCAUUAAGGGAGUAACUACUGAAGAAUUUGAAGGAGACUUGUACUAAACCUCAAAACAGGCUUUUAAAAUAGUGGUAAGGAUUGGAUUAAGAGCUGCAAAAACAAGGAUGCUUUGGGUUCAACACUGGCUAGUGCAUGGUGUGUUAUAAGAUCACACAUUCCUAGGACUCUUUUAAUAUUUAAUGUGGAGAAAAUGUGUGUUAACUCUAACCAUUUGCAGCAUGAUCGAUAUCAAUGUCCUUGGAGUUGCUAUAGUGCCUUAUGGCAAUUUGUGCUGACAGUGUUAUAAAGUCAUCUAUUGGAAAUCUGUAUCCCUAAUAAAAAUCCAUGGGUUAAGUAGCAAUCCAGCACAGGCUGGAAAGCCCCUUGUUUUCAAUGUUGUUGUGUUAAUAAAUGCCAGUCUGCAACUCUGACUAGCUGCAACAUUUCAGUGUUAUAAAAUGAGCCAGUUCAGGAAAUAUUAAAGCAUUUGACAUCAGUGAAGUUCUGCUGGCUUGCAGCAGCAUAAAAUGACCAAUUUCUGGGAGACGGAAGAGUUGAGAGGGUGCAAUGUGUGAGGGCUGCAAGUCAUGGGGGGG
Gavialis gangeticus (Gharial) is the source of this 3268-nucleotide messenger RNA. RefSeq names its product solute carrier family 34 member 2 (gene SLC34A2). Gene Ontology annotation, cellular component: vesicle; brush border; apical plasma membrane. The record is from RefSeq and is a predicted model, not a curated record. The coding region runs from base 105 to 2117 and encodes 670 amino acids. The transcript is spliced from 13 exons. Gene Ontology annotation, biological process: intracellular phosphate ion homeostasis; sodium-dependent phosphate transport. Lineage: Eukaryota; Metazoa; Chordata; Crocodylia; Gavialidae. Gene Ontology annotation, molecular function: sodium:phosphate symporter activity.